This is a messenger RNA of Harmonia axyridis, 1199 nucleotides long. RefSeq names its product CDAN1-interacting nuclease 1. The transcript has 5 exons. Bases 119 to 967 code for a protein of 282 amino acids. Lineage: Eukaryota; Metazoa; Arthropoda; Insecta; Coleoptera; Coccinellidae. The record is from RefSeq and is a predicted model, not a curated record.
CAUAACCUUACUGUUUGUUAACUUAAUUCCCAGAGCACAGUUUGAUUUCUGUUGUGUCGUGUUCUGUAUAUAUAUAUAUGUGUUGUUUGUGAAUUGAAAAAUAUAUAUUUUCUAUAAAAUGGCUAUGAAAGCUCAGUUAUUUAAAGAAAUUGUAAUUUUCGUUAGAGAAUACAAAGGUUUGAGUUUUUAUUGUUUGGAAGAAUUAUGUGGACUCUACCCAAGUGUUAAUAAAGAUACUCUCGCUAGUAUCUUAUCCUAUGAGUAUCAAACUCGAUUGAGAUUCGUUCAUUUCAAAAAUCAGCAAGCCCGUAUUAGAUAUUGGGAAGCUUACACUAAAGGCUUGAAAUCAAAAAAUAAAACAGGAAUUAUUAUCAACAUUGCGAAAAAGGAAGGAAUUUCUCCUUGUUUGAUAGCCAAACUCAUAAUGCUCGAGUAUUUGAAAAGGUCUAACAAGGUUGGAACAGAAGAAAAUAUGGUCCAAACUGUUACUAAAUAUUUGAGAAAUACUUCAUUGAUACCAGAUUAUAAAUUAGCAUAUGAAGUAUUCUUGUGUACCGUGUUUGAUAAUUUAUAUAGCCCAGUUGCAGAUGUCAUAAGAAGUUCAACAGGUCAGCAAUAUGAAAUUCAACUGCAUAAUGAAGUGACGAAGUUAGGCUUAGCAUUCCGCGAUGAAGAAUAUUUGAGAAAAUGUGGUUACGAUAAAACACCAGAUAUCAAACUAGAGGUUUCCAUUGCAAUUGAUGGUUUCAUUGUAAAUUGGAUUGAGAGUAAAGCUUUAUUUGGAUCUGAAAAAGUUCAUAAGGAUUAUACUGAAAGUCAGUAUCUCAGCUAUUGGAAUAGGUUUGGCCCAGGCUUGGUGAUUUAUUGGUUUGGUUAUAUUGAAACCAUAAUUGAUCCAAAUAACAAGAAUUUCAUGGUAUGUGAUCAUCUACCCACAGAUAUUAUUCAAAUAAGGAAUGACAAAUGAGAGAGAAAUACAAUUCUUCCUUCGAGAGCAGAUGGUGCUGGGUGGAGGAACAAUAAAAAAUAAAGGAAAAUCCCCCAUAACCUGGUUGAAUGGAGGUGAACAGAUUCUGUAGAAUUGAAAUUCAGAAUUUCUGAGAAAAAGAAGAAAAGAUAUUUGUACAAAUGAAUGUGAACUUGAGUGAAUAUCCUUUAUGUAUACAUUUACAAAAAUAAAUAUCACAAGGAAAACUUUA